Messenger RNA from Pelobates fuscus (common spadefoot toad), 3213 nucleotides. RefSeq names its product Enah/Vasp-like (gene EVL). Gene Ontology annotation, cellular component: cytoskeleton. The transcript has 16 exons. Bases 362 to 2629 code for a protein of 755 amino acids. The record is from RefSeq and is a predicted model, not a curated record. Gene Ontology annotation, biological process: actin polymerization or depolymerization; protein homotetramerization; positive regulation of actin filament polymerization. Gene Ontology annotation, molecular function: profilin binding; actin binding; SH3 domain binding. Lineage: Eukaryota; Metazoa; Chordata; Amphibia; Anura; Pelobatidae.
CUCAGCUCCUUUUGUAUCUGCUUUCAUUGCUGCAAACCUCACCUCCUUUUGGUGGAGAAAAAGAUGGCAGGACCUCUGAAACAGCUGUCAGUCGGCAAGGACCAUCUCUGCAGCUAACCUCGACCCAAACAUGAUCUUCACCGGACUCUGGAGUGACAGUAUCAGUACAUCCAGGCCUGUGAGAGAGAGCAAGCACCAUCACCACCUCCCAGUUUGCUGCAGCUGCAGAAUCAGCAAUUGCAAGGCACAGAGAUCAGCCUGUAAUCUGACAGCCAAGCUGUGAGUCUCAGCCCUGCAAAUAAGAGAGACAUUUUUUUUUUUAAAAAGGAGGAAUCCAGGUUAGGAAGCAUUUCCUACAAGAAUGAGUGAACAGAGUAUCUGCCAAGCGAGAGCUUCCGUCAUGAUAUACGAUGACACCAGUAAAAAAUGGGUGCCCAUCAAACCGGGACAGCAGGGGUUCAGCAGAAUUAAUAUUUAUCACAACACUGCCAGUAACACCUUCAGAGUAGUUGGAGUAAAACUUCAAGAUCAACAAGUAGUUAUAAACUAUUCACUUGUAAAAGGUCUGAAAUACAACCAGGCCACGCCAACGUUUCACCAAUGGAGAGACGCUCGACAGGUUUAUGGCCUGAACUUUGCGAGCAAGGAGGAGGCCACUGCGUUUUCCAAUGCCAUGCUGUUUGCGCUAAAUAUCAUGAAUUCACAAGAUGGAGGUCCUGCAGCCCAACGCCAAGUCCCGAAUAUUCAAAAUGGGCCCUCACCUGAUGAAAUGGAAAUACAACGAAGGCAAAUGAUGGAGCAACAACAGCAGCAACGUCAGGAAACCUUGGAAAGGAGGACCUCAACAACAGGAAGAGGGCAUGAGGCGAGUCAGCGCCCACAACUGAAAAGCAUUCUGCACGGCCGCCCAGCGGGCACAUCCCAAAGGCCAGAUAUGAUGGCCACCCGGGACCCAGGCAAAUGUGACCUUUCUAUCCUUCAGAUAAACGUGUCCCCUCCUUCCCACUGCCAGUCUCCUCCUCCUGACUACAGUAACUACAGCGCUUCUCCUUCUGCUGGUGCUGUCCCACCACCAUCUUAUGCAAAAGUUAUCUCAGCAGCAUCAACUGUCCCAGAACCCAAUAUUAAGUCCACUUACAAGUCCACUAACAGAACCAGCGAAUCCCCUGACUUGCGGCACAGCUAUUCUGGAUUAGAACCUUCAACCUCCGAGGGUUCUGUCUGUUCUACAAUAUGGCCAAGCAAUGGAACAGUAGCCCGGAGCCUCAAGCAAAUCUCUUUGUCCCCACCACCUGCUCCUGGUUCCCAUUCCCCAUUAACCCCUCAUCAGUCUGUUCAACAUCCCUCAGUGUCAUUCUCUCCUCGUCCUGUUUCUCCUCCUGUGUCAUCAGUGCUGAAGAGCUUAUCACCGCAAUCACCUAUUCCAAUUAACCUUCCACUGAUUCCUGUCCAGAAUGACAGAAUCAAAAAAUGUACAGAAAAAUUGGUCCAAAAAACAAAUGUACCUCAGAUAGACCCACCGGACCAAGUAAAUGACACUUUAAGGACUCAGAUUUCUCUAAGCAACCCAAAACCCCAAGCUAAAAGUGGUGAUCAUUCUUACUUAUCGUAUCUAGAAACUGUACCCAUAGCUCAGUUACCAUUGCUUACCGACUCUGCCGGAUCCCUGACACAAGCAUCUUCUCUACCUUUCCAACUUCCCUCUCAUGCUUCUCAGCAGUCACACCAGUUCAUAUCAAACUUUGUUUCAUUACCUCCCCCUUAUGCUGCUGUAUCUGAGGUGAAUUUGUCCAAGAGGACCCCACCUUACAUGACUUCACCAGCCAUUUCCCAGUUGAGUCCUAUGCUUCCAACUGGGCACCCAUCAUCUGCUGUUAUGGUAGCAUCAAUAGGGGUUGGAGUACUACCUGCUCCAGCAAGUGGUCCACCUCCCCCACCGCCACCUGGACCACCGCCACCAUCUGGAGGGACACCACCACCUGCCCCUCCUCUGCCAGCAGGAGGAAGCCAAGGAAUAGUCUAUGAAGAAAGCCCAGUCUCUGGUCUUGCUGCAGCUUUGGCUGGUGCCAAACUGAGAAAAGUACAACGGCCAGAAGAUUCUUCAGGAAGUUCAAGUCCAUGUGGAGCCUCCAAAACAGAUGCCAAUCGAACAAGUAGUGGUGGUGGUGGAGGAGGACUAAUGGAGGAAAUGAAUAAACUGCUGGCAAAAAGAAGAAAAGCAGCCUCUCAAACAGAAAAACCAGGUGAUAAAAAGGAAGAGGAAUGCCAAAACGAAGAUGCCAGCCUCUCAUCUUCUCCCAAUACUCGAGGUCCUACACCACAGAAUUCUGCAGACUUGGGUAAAAAGCCAUGGGAGAGAAGUAAUUCGGUUGAAAAGCCUGUCCCCUCGUUACUGUCUAGAACCCCACCAGUUUUGAAGAGCCCUGAAGCUAAGAGUCCUAUACAAUCUCAGCCACCCUCUAGCAGGAUGAAACCUGUGAGUAGCAGCAAUGAUGUAUCAACAGACGCCUUAGAUUUUGACCGAAUGAAACAAGAAAUCCUAGAGGAAGUUGUCAGAGAGCUACACAAAGUCAAAGAAGAGAUUAUUGAUGCCAUCAGGCAGGAAUUGAGCCGAAUUAGUACAACAUAGUGAAGGUGUUGUCUGGGAAAUGUACAAUAGAGGAACGAAUGAAUAAUAUGGUCACUGCAAAAUAAAGGAAGCUAUCCACACUGUCUAUUCCCUUUUUAUUACCAGACUCCGCACACUUUCAAGCUUGCCGGCCUUGGAUUUAUUUUAUAUUUUUAAAGUCUUAACAUGAAAAACAAUAUUAAACAUUUUACAUUUCUCGAUAAUAUUUUUUUCUUCUUUUACUUUUUUUUUUUUUUUUUUUUUUAGACUUCACCUGGUAUUGCACAUCAAAUUUGUCAGCCUUUUUUUGUAAGAUAUAUUUGCUUAUUUAACUGUAUUAUUUUUCAUUUUGUAGUAGUUUGAGAAAAAUGUGAACCAUUUGCUUUAAUAGGAUGACCUCUGAGUAAUUGCACUGGUAGGCUGCAGUGUUAAGACUUUUUUUGCCAAUGGAAUUAUAUUGCAGAAUCACAAGAAAACCAGGAGACAUAUUACAAAUUGUAAGUGACAAAAUAAAAUUUCCACUUCAUCACAAUAUUAAAAAAACGGUACGUCAGUGCACCACAGUAGCUGUAUUCAUAAUGGUAAUAAACUGUUUAUUGUCUGAA